UGAACAAUUAAUGAAUAUUUUCUUUUAUCAAAAUUAUGUUUAAAAUAAAAUUUAAAAAUUAAAGAAAGAAAAUUGAAUGAAAUCAAAACAACAUUUUAUAUUAAAAAAAUCCAUCAAUAUUACAAUUUUUCUGCAGCGAAUGAAAAUUACUAAUGCAAUUUUGUUGGCGUUCAUCCUGCGCUUAAGACCCUUUGCUUUUUUGGUACGUAUUGUCAAACAAAACAAAAACAAAAAUGAUAUUAUAUCCUACAACGACGACGUUUCCAAUGUACGUAUGUAUUUUUUAUUCAAACUACUUUUCAUCUUAUACGAUGCUAUCUUCUAACAAAUUUUAAAACAAAAAUUUUAAAUAAUUUUUAAGGACAACUAAACGUGUUUUUUUGGUACGUAUUAAAAAAAAAAUAAAACAAACAACAACAAUUAAAGUAAAUAAAACACAUUUUCUGAGAAGUACAUGCAAUUCAAUCGUGAUUUAAACAAAAAAAAACAAUAGAAAAUUUAAAAUAAAAAUGAGAGGUCCAUUCGCACGCCAUUACAAAAGCUAUGUUAGUCUUUAAUUUGGUGAGUAAUAUUUUAUAUCAUUUUAUAAAUUAAAAAAAAAAAAAAAACAACUACAAAAUCUUUGUCUGUGUGAGGUUUAUAUUAUUGAGAGAUAAUCUUUAGGCAAUUUUGCAAUAUAUUGUGUGUUUUUUGAAGAAAAAGAGAAAAUAAUAGGCCCAGUCUCCUCUUCAUGGUUUGCUUGAGAAUUCCAUUGAAACUUUUCUCCACAUCAUGGGGUUAUGCUCUUUAAGUGGAUCGCAUGGACCUUGGCGAAUGUCCAAAAGUCCAUGACUUGGCUUUUCGUGCUGAUUAUGAGAGUGCAUCAAAAAAUCGUGACUAUUUUUAUGAUAUUGAGGCAAUGGAACAUCUACAAGCCUUUAUUGCUGAUUGUGAUCGUCGCACAGAAGCAGCAAAAAAACGUCUAGCCGAAACCCAAGAGGAAUUGACCGCUGAAGUUGCGGAAAAGGCCAAUGCUGUGCACGCCCUUGCCGAGGAAAUUGGUAAGAAACUUGCUAAAGCCGAAGCUUUAGGUGAAGCCGGAGAAGUCGAAGAGAGUAUCGCCCUAAUGAAAGAAAUCGAUGAUCUCCGCUCGAGGAAGGUUAAAGCCGAACACGAAUACCGGACCUCGAUGCCAGCCUCAACCUAUCAGCAACAAAAGUUGCGAGUCUGCGAAGUGUGCUCUGCCUAUUUGGGCAUCCACGAUAACGAUAUUCGUUUAGCUGAUCAUUUUGGUGGCAAAUUGCAUUUGGGAUUUAUGGCAAUCCGUGAAAAACUUUCCGAACUUGAGAAAUCGGCCGGACCUCGCAAAGCGGAUUUGCGUCGAGCAGGCAAAUACCACGAACGUGACGAUGACAAACACAAGUCGAGAUAUUUUGUUGGUGGUCGGGAAUUGGACAGACGCUCCCGUGUCCAUCGUUCACGCAGUCGUGAACGCAAGCACAAAUCUGGCAGACGCUCACCGAAAUCUCGCAGCCGUAGUCGUAGUCGUGGACGUAGUAAUAAUCAUCACAGUAGCAGUGGCAGCAGUCGCAGGAGAUCACCGUCCAGAGAUCGGUAUCGUCGUUAAGGAAGAAGAAGAAGGAUAGGUUGUUGCCAUUCAUUUAUUGUUUCAAGAAGCGCACUCACUCUCAUCAUGCACACACGUAUGUAGAAUGGUGUCAUCUGUUUUUUUUUUUUUUUUUUAGUUUUCUUUGUAAACUAGGAUAAUUAAAUUUAAAUUAUAAUCUUUAAAAAGUUUACUUUUUAAAAAACUUUUUCUCAUAAAAUAUAAUUAUAAAUUUUGAUUUGAUGAAACGAAAGACGACGACUAGACGACGACGUGCAUAAUUCAGCUCAUAUUUGGUGGUCAGUAUAAGAGUUAAAUUUUAAAAUUGAAUCCUACAUUCGCGGUGUCGCUUACAAAUUUAAACAAAAAAAAAUGGUGUAUAAGUUACAAAAUAUAUAAAAUAAAAGAACAAAAUUUACAAUACGAGUAUAAUAAAGAACACACACAAAAAUACAAAUCGGCAACGUUAUGUUUAUGUUUUCAUGUAAGUUACUCAAAUAAAAUUAAUUUAAUCAAAUAUACAAACAAUAAAAAUAUGAAUAAAGAAUUAAAAAAAUAAUA
Episyrphus balteatus (marmalade hoverfly) is the source of this 2146-nucleotide messenger RNA. RefSeq names its product putative RNA-binding protein Luc7-like 1. The record is from RefSeq and is a predicted model, not a curated record. Gene Ontology annotation, molecular function: mRNA binding. Gene Ontology annotation, biological process: mRNA splice site recognition. Gene Ontology annotation, cellular component: U2-type prespliceosome; U1 snRNP. The coding region runs from base 800 to 1606 and encodes 268 amino acids. The transcript is spliced from 3 exons. Lineage: Eukaryota; Metazoa; Arthropoda; Insecta; Diptera; Syrphidae.